AUGGAGUUGACAGAAUGGAGAAACUCUGCCCUUGAGGCUGCCUCUCAGUCUCUGUUUGACGAGAGCUCCACCCGCUCCCAAGACGCCAGUGUCCUAUUAGUCCUGCUCUCAUUCUUUUCCCCAUGCGAGAGAAUUCCCCUGGAACUAUUUACACGCGGGUCAACACCUCGAAAACGAUGGACGAUCGAGGGAGAAGUUGAACUUGUUGAUGCGACCAAAGUUGGCCUGGCCUCGUGGUUGAUCGACAUACUAGCAGAUGACCAACGACUUACACGAGCCUUUCGUGAACUAUGUCAAUUGGCAGCUGUUCUCAGAUACCCAGAUGAGACGUAUCAUUUGAACGAAGAUAUGUCAGCCAGAGUCCACCGAAGCCUUGCUCCAGAUGCGCUCCCGUUCUGGCGAGAACAGGCUUUGAUUGUGGCAUAUCGAGCCAUACCCUGGAAGUAUAUCGAGUUCCCAGAACCCGUGGUUAGAUCAUUCUUACCACAUCUACAUCAUGUUGCUGAGGCGUUCCACGACUGCUUUGAUGAGUUGCCUACAGCCACCAGAACCGAUUUCAUGCUCACGCUCAUCGAAGCUUUCCGGUUUCCAGACAUGGCAUGGAAGUAUUUCGCAAUUGGUCAGGCAGAAUUGGCUGCUGGACGCUUGAAGGAUACACACCUCCGGCUCUGCAUUGGCCAAACCAAAGCAGUCCUGGGACGCCUCAGUGGAAACAUGGAUGAAGCGACAGGAAGUCUUCAGGACUUCGUAGUUAACGACCCGGCGGCCGCUGUAAAUAAGCGCAUAAGCUGUGAGGUUGGGGUCGCUAUUAUCCAACGUUCCCUAAACUCAAUCCAAGUGGCGGAUCUGUCGACUGCGCAGAAGCUAUUGGAGGAUUGGAACCCGCUCGGCGAUGAGCCUUCGCCUCUGGAAGAGAUCCUCAGUUUCCGCAAACACUCACUGUUGGGAAGAGUCAAGCGACUACAGGGCAAUUUCGAUGAAUCUCUAAAGUUGCUAGAGAUAGCACACGAAGUGUCGCAGAAACCGAGUCAGCUCGUCUUUGAUGAGGAUCUCCGGGAUCUGACAUGCGAUUUAGCCGAUGCUUUGAGAGAACUUGACGAGCCUAUGAUAGGUGAAGGAUAUCUUCGUACUGAGAUCAUACGGCGUACCGAGAGGCCCGACCCUUUGACUGGCAAAUCACUUCUUGAAUUGGCUUUGUCAGAGGCUCUUUUCGCCCAGGAACGCUACGAAGAGGCAGAAAAGAUAUGCGUCGACAUCGAGUCUCGGGCUAGUCUUCUGAAGUAUGAAAGACUGCGAGUAUACGUCAUCUUGGCAAAGCUGUCGCACAUCAGAUCGGAUUUUGAAGUCGCAUUAUCUCGAUGGAGCGAGGCGAUGCAGGCACUUCAGGAGUUUUCCUUGGUGGAUGGACAGGUACAGACUAUUAUUUCGGCGUCAAUGGCUGAUGUGUUGGAUGCCCAAGGUCACAAUUGGUUGACGCGUGAGUCUCCUCGCAGGGCGUCACUGAAUGAGUUGGCAAAACCAGAAGGCGUUCCGCACUGGAUUGCUGGUUUUCGACAAUGGGUAGAUUAUUUGCAAUCUCGGGGUCGACAGGAUUUAUAG
Fusarium subglutinans is the source of this 1599-nucleotide messenger RNA. RefSeq lists its product as uncharacterized. The transcript has 2 exons. Gene Ontology annotation, molecular function: protein binding. NCBI's taxonomy places the organism in Eukaryota, Fungi, Ascomycota, Sordariomycetes, Hypocreales, Nectriaceae. Bases 1 to 1599 code for a protein of 532 amino acids. The record is from RefSeq and is a predicted model, not a curated record.